AUGUCCCCGUCCUCGACGGGCGACUCCCCUCGAUCGGCCACAGCAGCAGCCACCGCCCGGUUUACCAUGCCUACUCGUGACAACUUCACCAUUGACAUACCCUCCGGCGCCCUCAACUCAGUCACCAACGGUGCCGUAAAUUCCAUAAAAUCCCCCGCCACCAUCAAGACGCAGCGGGCUGCGAGCUUCAGCAGGGAAGGCAUCCUUGGCGCCGCCCAGAAGGCGCGCAACCUCUCUUUGCCCACCGAUACCCGAUCCGAAAACAUGGCCGCCGGAAACCAAAAGUCGCAGCAGGCCGACGAUGGUCCUAGCAGCAACCCUCUGAAAAGGCGCAACCCAGACUCCACUCCUGAUUACCCGAGGAGGAGGGCUACUAUUGCUUGCGAGGUUUGCCGAUCCAGAAAGUCCCGAUGCGAUGGCACGAAGCCAAAAUGCAAGCUCUGCACCGAGCUCGGCGCCGAGUGUAUCUACCGCGAGCCCGGAAUCAAGCUUGAUGCUGGCGACAAGCUUAUCCUGGAGCGCCUUGGCAGGAUCGAAAAUCUACUGCAAAUGAACAUUGUCAACAGCCAGGCUAACGGCGGCAUAAAUAUUUCCCACGAUUCCCCCUCGAUGAGCAACGGAACUGCCCUGAGCGGUGGGGAAAACCUCAUGGUUGGAAACGCCGCGAACAACUUUGUGUCUAUCAUUCCAAACGGCGGCCUUGGUACCUGGACGAGCCCCACCAAUAUCUCGACGAUGCCCAAGGUGCACACGAAUGCCGCGCUUCACCUCCUCCAGUGGCCCCUUAUCCGUGAUCUCGUUUCUCAACCCUACGACCCCCAGAUUUUGCUCCAGCUCGAAAUGGCGCGGGACCCUCUCCAUUCGCUCACCAAAACUCCCUGCGUCGACUUGUCUAAUACCCAAGCCUACAUCGAGGCGUACUUUGAGCGAGUGAACGUGUGGUAUGCCUGCGUCAACCCCUUCACUUGGAGGAGCCAUUACCGAACCGCGCUCUCCAACGGUUUUAGGGAGGGUCCCGAGAGCUGCAUUGUCUUGUUGGUCUUGGCCCUCGGCCAGGCGAGCUUGCGGGGCAGCAUCUCACGUAUUGUCCCUCAGGAGGAUCCCCCCGGCCUUCAAUACUUCACCGCGGCCUGGGCUUUGCUUCCCGGUAUGAUGACUUCGAACCACGUACUCGCAGCGCAGUGUCAUCUCCUGGCGGCGGCCUAUCUCUUCUAUCUGGUUAGGCCUCUAGAGGCUUGGAAUCUCUUGUGUACUACGAGUACGAAGCUACAACUUCUACUCAUGUCACCGAACCGUGUCCCUCCUCAGCAGCGCGAGUUGACGGAGCGUAUCUACUGGAAUGCCCUUCUCUUCGAAAGCGACCUCCUUGCCGAGCUGGACCUCCCCCACUCGGGCGUGGUGCAGUUUGAAGAGAAUGUCGGCCUCCCCGGCGGCUUUGAAGGAGAGGAUAAUCAAGAAGCCGUGGGACGCGAUGACCUCUGGUACUUCUUGGCCGAGAUUGCUCUCCGAAGGUUGUUGAACCGCGUCAGCCAGCUCAUCUAUUCCAAGGAUUCCAUGGCCUCGACAACGAGUCUGGAGCCGGUCGUGGCCGAGCUCGACUACCAGCUUACCCAGUGGUACGAGUCAUUGCCUAUGCCCUUGCAGUUCCCAUUCGCGCGGACCAUGCUCGUGGACCCGGUCCAAACGGUCCUACGAUUCAGGUUCUUCGCAUGCCGAACUAUAAUUUACCGGCCCUACAUCUUGGCCGUUCUGGAUAACGAAAACGCCGUAUUGGAUCCAUCAGUACGGGAAAGCUGCCAUAAAUGCCUCGAAGCGGCAAUCCGGCAAUUGGAACAUAUCCAGGCACAUCACGCCGGCCACAUGCCUUAUCUCUGGCAAGGAGCUCUGUCGAUCGUAUCGCAGACGCUGCUCGUAAUGGGCGCAACUAUGUCCCCUUCACUGAUGAGCAUCCUGCUUACGCUCGUCCACAGCCGAGAGACGAUUGACCACAUCAUCAACGAGGUUGUUAUGGAAAUUGAGAGAUAUGCCGUGUUGGCGCCCAGCCUCAGCCUAGCGGCCGAAAUUAUCAAAGAAGCUGAGGUUCGAAGAAGGGCGUUCCUCAACGCUUGA
Scedosporium apiospermum is the source of this 2109-nucleotide messenger RNA. RefSeq lists its product as uncharacterized. Lineage: Eukaryota; Fungi; Ascomycota; Sordariomycetes; Microascales; Microascaceae. The record is from RefSeq and is a predicted model, not a curated record. Gene Ontology annotation, biological process: regulation of DNA-templated transcription. Gene Ontology annotation, molecular function: zinc ion binding; DNA-binding transcription factor activity, RNA polymerase II-specific. The transcript is spliced from 3 exons. The coding region runs from base 1 to 2109 and encodes 702 amino acids.